Penicillium griseofulvum is the source of this 1494-nucleotide messenger RNA. Its product is annotated as cysteine-rich PDZ-binding protein. The transcript is spliced from 6 exons. Gene Ontology annotation, biological process: cytoplasmic microtubule organization. The record is from RefSeq and is a predicted model, not a curated record. The coding region runs from base 1 to 1494 and encodes 497 amino acids. Gene Ontology annotation, molecular function: microtubule binding. NCBI's taxonomy places the organism in Eukaryota, Fungi, Ascomycota, Eurotiomycetes, Eurotiales, Aspergillaceae.
AUGGCACCUCGACGUGGUGGAGGCUAUUACUCGGACUACUAUAGCGACACCGACCCCUGGAGCGAAACAGUCUGGUUUUCACUGGACUACCAUCGUGGCCAGAAUUUAUUCUACGGCCAAUUUGCUUUUAGUAUUCUCUCUCUUCUCGCCCUCAUUGGCUUCUUUAUCUGGACAUGUAAGAUCAAGAACCGCAAUCUCCCACUGAAGGGACUCAUGGGCGCCCUGACAUGCUUUAUAUGCGCCCAAAUAAACACCAUCGCCUGGGAAGCCCUGUAUGUUGCCGAAGCCGAGGUGACAAUGUACUAUGUAAUCAGCCUGAUGCUUCAAAACUUUUUCACGGUGAUGGGAAUCUGUCUCACCUUCUACGUCUUUUGGACCCUCAUCAAUCGCUUCCUGGGCCUUCUUGCAUCCUCCGGCACACCCAAUGCCUCAGUGACCUCCAUUCAUUCUCUCCUCUUCGCUCUUAUCGUGGUGAUGUCUCUCUCCCAGACCGCCUUGUACAUUGUUUCCUCCGUGGGAAUGGUAACUGAGCAAUACGCAACCGUACGGAUGCACUUGGUACGGCUGAAUGCUGCACUGUACAUCAUUUACUGGCUGCUAUCCUUGGAGGUAGUCGGUUGUUCAUUCUACAUGCUUUCAAAAGCCCGCAGCCAUCGUUUUGUGUCUAAGGCGCCUGCUACAGCACUCAUCAACGCCGCCGUUAGCUGGUUCGUUGUGUGUUUCACCCCGGCUGUCAUCAUCAUAGCCUAUAGCCUAACGUUCACCAACCGUUGGCCUCUAUAUCUGGACCUCGUCAGUGUCAUUAUCCAGUUUAUCUUCUGGGUCGGCACUUUCACUGGCAUUCUCAUGUGCUGUGCCAAAUGGCACGACCUCGGAGAUGAGCGUGACUAUGCUCCGCCCCAGCCGCAAUAUCCUCCCGCUCAAUACCAACCCCAGCAUAUGCCCGAAGGACAUUACCCUCCGGUUCAGCAGCCAUAUGGUGGUCCUUACCAGGGUUACUCCGCACAGCCUCAGCCUCACCAAGUUUCGCCUCAUCACCAGGCGGUGGCAAACCUCGGCCGCGAUAACAUCAUUUUCGCAGCUCUCAUCACCAACUCCCUUUCACCUCUCACACAGCAAAUCAAAAUGGUCUGCUCAAAAUGCCAAAAGAAGCUCAAAGCCACCGAGCUCGCCACACCGGGCGUCAAAAACAAAAACGACAUGUACUACGGCUCGCCGUCUAGUAAAACGAGCGCCGACAAGGGAAAAACGAAGGCCACACUAGGCGCCACGGGAAUCGGAAAGAGCAAACUCCUCAGCGCGAAAGCGAAGAAUCCUUAUGCGGCUUAUGCUUCGUCUUGCGAUAACUGUAAGGUGAAGACGGAGUUAGGAAAGAAGUUCUGUCAGCGGUGCGCUUAUCAGCGGAAUGCUUGUGCUAUGUGUGGCAAGAAUCUGGCGGGGAAGUCGGCGAAGGAUCAGCCUAUUGUCCAGGGACAGAAGUUCAAUAUGGCAUGA